AUGACCACCAGGUUCAAGAAAAGCCGCAAGAUGCACGCCCACCGCAAGAGGGGUCACGGACGUAUCGGCAAGCACCGAAAGCAUCCCGGUGGCUGCGGAAAUUCUGGUGGCCAGCACCACCAUCGCAUCAACUUCGACAAGUACCACCCAGGUUACUUCGGAAAGGUGGGGAUGCGUAACUUUCACCUCAUCAAGCACGGCAAGGUCAUCCCAACCAUCAACGUGGAGCGCCUGUGGUCCUUGGUUUCUGAGCAGACGCGACUGUUCUACAAGGACAAGACGGACAAAGCUCCCGUUAUCGACGUCAUGAAGGCAGGGUACAUGAAGGUGCUGGGAAAGGGCCAGCUGCCCGAGCAGCCCAUGAUCGUGAAGGCACGCUACUUCACCAAGGAGGCAGAGGAGAAGAUCAAAGCUGCAGGUGGUGUCUGUGUGCUGUGCGCCUGA
Symbiodinium natans is the source of this 444-nucleotide messenger RNA. Lineage: Eukaryota; Dinophyceae; Suessiales; Symbiodiniaceae. The record is from the annotation of a GenBank genome assembly.